AUGCCUCAAAAAUGGAUGAGCAACGAGCAAGAGGAAUUUCUCACCUCUAUGUUGGAAGAAUUUCGCACGCGCGCCGCAGGCAAGAAAUACGAGGAGUUCUGGAAAAAAGUCAACAAAUCAUUUUUUGAGAAAUGGCCAGAGCGAAGGGCCCUCUUUGGUGACUUGCCUGCUGACCACGUCCUUACGCCAGAUCAAGUAAAAGAUUUGGCAAACACUGUGGAAAGUCGUGAACAGCAAAUAACUACAUGGUACCGUUGGCGGAAAAACCCUGCUUGCCUGGGCCGCACGAGUGGUGUUAAAGGAGCUUUGAAGUUCGACACUGUGUUAGCUGGUGGUGUGGAACUUAAGGGGACCCGCGCACCGCAAAAACUGGACAUUUACUCCUACAAAUACUAUGAAGAAAAAGUCAAGGACACCGCAGAUGCCGAAAUCAGAGUACAGAAUGUUACUCACCGCGGGCCAAAGCUGAAUAAGCGCUGUGAGGUCACGCGCCGUUUGUACUCUGAAGAAUGCGAGGACAUCAAGAAUAAGGUUGAAAGGCGUUACCAGAAGGCAAAGGCAAAGCAUGCAAAAGCACGUUUACGCCAGAAGUCGGGGAAGAUGCAAAAAAUUGACGACGCAACCAAGAUUAAGCUCGGUCCUAUGCUUGAUCGGAUCCUUAAAUACCUUGCACAUGCCACGGGUGGGUGGAAGUUCACGAUCCUUAUGGGAGGGAAGGAUCCUAGCACUGGAGAGGUGUCUGUGUUCAACUAUCAUGUUGGCGAACUUGAGAGUGGGGCACAAUUUGAUCAGACUUACGCCAAAUUUGAUGUGGUGCAGGCUGCAUUCCUAGCCUUCGUCAAAGACGCUCUCGCAUUUGAGUCGACACUGCCCCAAGACUCAGAUGCUGAGGAUGCAGAAGAUUCAUCAUCAGACUCGCAUGAAUGGUUCAGAUGA
Suillus clintonianus is the source of this 936-nucleotide messenger RNA. RefSeq lists its product as uncharacterized. Bases 1 to 936 code for a protein of 311 amino acids. The transcript is spliced from 5 exons. Lineage: Eukaryota; Fungi; Basidiomycota; Agaricomycetes; Boletales; Suillaceae. The record is from RefSeq and is a predicted model, not a curated record.